CUCACUCUUUUUUUUUUCUCUCUCUAUUUAUAGAACUCUUCAAUCCACUAACGAUCCUCUAACAGAAAACAGAGUAGUAUAAGCAAAAACAGAGUAGUAAGAAACAAAACAGAGUAUUUUACUAUUCACCAAAAACAGAGCAUUUUUCUCCGGUGACAUGGAUCCAUCUUUUGUUCAGUCAUCUUUCUCUGGCUUCUCGCCGGAAUAUUCUAUGGGAUCUUCUCCGGAAUCUUUCCCCUCCUCUUCCUCUUCCUCUUCCUCUUCCUCCUAUUCUUCUUCCAACAACUACUCUCUCCCCUUCAACGAGAACGACUCGGAGGAAAUGCUUCUCUACCGUCUCAUCGAGCAAUCCAAGCAACAAAACUUCAUGGAAGACCUUCCGAUCAAGUCCGAGGAAGAAACCGGAAGCUCAAGAAAGUCAGAGAAGUCAUACAGAGGAGUAAGACGACGUCCAUGGGGAAAAUACGCGGCCGAGAUAAGAGAUUCAACUCGAAACGGUAUUAGGGUUUGGCUCGGGACUUUCGAAAGUGCGGAAGAGGCGGCUCUAGCAUACGACCAAGCUGCUUUCUCGAUGAGAGGGUCGUCGGCGAUUCUUAAUUUUCCGGCGGAGAGAGUUCAAGAAUCUCUCUUGGAGUUAAAGUAUAGCUACGAGGAAGGUUGUUCUCCCGUUGUAGCGUUGAAGAGGAAACACUCGAUGAGAAGGAGGAUGACCAGUAGAAAGACAAAAGACAAUGACUUUGAUCACAGCUCCGUGAAACUAGAAAAUGUUGUUGUCUUUGAGGAUUUGGGAGAACAGUACCUUGAAGAGCUUUUGGGUUCUUCUGAAACUAUUGGGACUUGGUGAAAAACAAAAGAUUAGAGCCCUUGAAGUUUUAGUGGUUGGUUAAUUUUAGCCCUGUCUUUAAUGUGUUCUUGUGUUUUGUAACGUUGCACCAAUGUUUGAUUCUUUUUUUUUUGUGGUAACAUGAGUUUCUCAAGUUAGUGUAAAAGUCUUUGUGUCUUAUUCAAACUAGAGAACAAAAAAAAAAACUCUCAUUUUUCUUGUUUAUCUCGUAAUGA
Capsella rubella is the source of this 1059-nucleotide messenger RNA. RefSeq names its product ethylene-responsive transcription factor 1B. The coding region runs from base 158 to 844 and encodes 228 amino acids. Lineage: Eukaryota; Viridiplantae; Streptophyta; Magnoliopsida; Brassicales; Brassicaceae. Gene Ontology annotation, molecular function: DNA binding; DNA-binding transcription factor activity. The transcript has a single exon. Gene Ontology annotation, biological process: regulation of DNA-templated transcription; ethylene-activated signaling pathway. The record is from RefSeq and is a predicted model, not a curated record.